Messenger RNA from Lachancea nothofagi CBS 11611, 1023 nucleotides. The record is from the annotation of a GenBank genome assembly. Lineage: Eukaryota; Fungi; Ascomycota; Saccharomycetes; Saccharomycetales; Saccharomycetaceae.
AUGUCUGCUAAAUAUAAUGUAUUGCUUAUUGGAGCAGGAGGUGUAGGAACAAUCGUUGCAUUUGGAAUUGAUUAUGUUGGCAAGUCGAGCUUAUCCAUCGUUGUCAGACGUGACUACACCAAAGUAAAGGAUGCUGGCUACAACAUUGACUCUGUUGACUACGGAAAAAUUGAAGGCUGGAAGCCUGACAAUAUUUAUCCCACGGUCGAAGCUUCUGCUGCCAAAGGGACUGAGUACGACUUUGUUAUCAUAACAACUAAGAAUUUGCCCGAUAUUGUUAAGGUGGAGGAGCUUGUCGAGCCUGCAGUGACGCCUGGAAAGACCACCAUAGUGCUGAUGCAAAACGGGUUCGAUCUCGGCCGUCCUUUCUUUGCCAAAUAUCCCAAAAAUGUUAUAUUAUCAGGAGUGUCCCAUAUUGGCUCCCAUAACAGUAACGGUACCAUUCAUCAAACUCAAAAGGACAAAUCGCUUGUCAGUUAUUUUGAAAGCCCUAGCUUGUCAAAAGAACUCCAAGAGGCGAAGGCAAAAGAGUUCAUUGCCAUUUACGCUAAUGAAAAGAAUAACUGCACCUACUUUGCUGACGCCAAAUGGUACAGAUACAGAAAAUUAGUCUACAACGCAACAUUGAAUACAACUUGCGCUCUAACAGGAGUUGACACCGGUAGACUCGAGUUUUCGGGUGGGCUCGAGGCUGUUUCUAUCCCUGCUAUGAGGGAGGUGGUUGCAGUAGCGAAAGCCGAUGGUGUUGAGCUACCCGAUGAUGUCAUAAACGCGGUGGUACACUCUGACGAUGGAGAUUGGUUCGAACCCUCGAUGCGCGUUGACGUCAAGAAGGGCAACCCUAUUGAAUUGGAAGUCAUUCUAGGCAACUUACUUAAGGUUGCGGGAGAGCUUGGUGUAGAGACCCCUGUCCUUACUGUAGUCUACAAUCUUCUAAAAGUUGUUCAGUUCCGCUUAAAAGAAAAUCAAGGUUUAAUCAACCUUCCUAAGGAACGCCCAAUUACAGAUAAGGUCUACAAGUAG